Messenger RNA from Olea europaea var. sylvestris, 1404 nucleotides. RefSeq lists its product as uncharacterized. The transcript has a single exon. The coding region runs from base 152 to 1126 and encodes 324 amino acids. NCBI's taxonomy places the organism in Eukaryota, Viridiplantae, Streptophyta, Magnoliopsida, Lamiales, Oleaceae. The record is from RefSeq and is a predicted model, not a curated record.
AGGCCUUAAUUAAUACAUAGUCAAUUUUGAAAGAAGUUCUCCCACUCUAGUAAAUAAGAAACUCAGCCGCAUCCUCUCCUUCCUUUAUUUUUUUCUCCUUUUUAGUGGAUUUAACUUUUGGAGCCAACGGAUAAAUAGCAAAGAAUAUAACAUGAAACAAGAACCACCACCAACUCCGCCGCUGCACCACCGCCACCACCGGAAGAGACUGGUGGUUUUUGAGCUAAAGAAGUUCACUAAACCUAUUGCUUAUUUUAUCCUUCUCCUAAUAAGCUACUUUCUAGGUUAUCUAUCUGCACCCUCUUCCACCUUGAACAAACCUGUUAUUACAUCAAGAAUUCCUCUCGAAACAAUACCAGCGACCACCUUCAGGCCCUCCACCACCAGCACGUCGGCCGCCGGCACAGUAGCUGACCACAACAGCUUUUCACUUCAGUGUGUCGAUCCAGUUAAGUCGGAAAAAGUCCGCCAAACAGUUCUUGACCGAGUUUUCCAUGGCAAGUCCCCGUGGCAAAACUUCCCCCCUGCGCGCGUUAGCGCCUUCCUCCUCCAGAACCGGAUUAGAGGUUGGGGAUCAACCGGCGCAGUCUUUGAGAACCUCGUCCGGCGUGUGAGGCCCAAGACCAUAAUUGAGGUAGGCACGUUUCUAGGCGCGUCGGCUCUUCACAUGGCGAAGUUGACACGCCAACUCGGGCUCAAGACUCAGAUACUCUGCAUUGACGAUUUUCGGGGCUGGCCUGGAUUCUUGGACAAAUUCAGGGACAUAAAAAUGGUGAACGGCGAUGUCUUGCUCAUGUACCAAUUCAUGCAAAACGUAGUUUAUGCAAAUGCCACAGAAUCAGUCCUAUUCAUGCCGUUCUCCACCUCGUCAGCUCUCGAUAAGCUCUGCGAGUGGGGCGUGUUUGCUGAGUUGAUUGAGGUCGACGCGGGUCAUGAUUUUCACUCGGCUUGGACGGAUAUAAACAAGGCCUAUAAGAUUUUGAGACCCGGUGGUGUCAUUUUUGGGCAUGACUAUUUUACUUCUGCUGACAACAAAGGCGUUAGAAGGGCUGUCAAUUUGUUCGCUCGACUCAAUAAUCUCCGAGUCCACGUUGACGGUCAGCACUGGGUCGUCAAUUCGAACUAACUCGUUCGAAUUUUUAUACAGUUGAAUAUACUAUGAUUUGGUUUGUCGCGUUACUUUAAAAUUUAUGAAAGGUUUGACACAUUGUGGCAAAUAGAAUAGAACAAUAUUACACACACAAGGGGGGGAAAAAAAGGAAUUGCGUAUGCACUGAAUGGAUAAUUUGUGAAAAGCGUUAAUCCAUUUAACGACAUUUGUUCAUAGUCGACGUGUCGAGUACAUUGGUGUGUUCUAUAGUAAAAAUAACAGCUUUGUGCAAUAGAUUCACAAAUUGUAUCUUA